Molecule: messenger RNA, 3826 nt
Organism: Zonotrichia leucophrys gambelii
Lineage: Eukaryota; Metazoa; Chordata; Aves; Passeriformes; Passerellidae
Gene: MICU3
Product: mitochondrial calcium uptake family member 3
Exons: 15
Coding region: 30-1535 (501 amino acids)
Biological process (GO): calcium import into the mitochondrion; mitochondrial calcium ion homeostasis
Cellular component (GO): uniplex complex
Molecular function (GO): calcium ion binding
Source: RefSeq, a predicted model, not a curated record
UGCGCCGGGCGCUGGGGCGGAGCGGGGCUAUGGCCGCCCUGCGCUCCCUGCUGCGCUGGCGCCGCCGCCUGGGGCCCGCGCCCGGCGCUCCGCCGGCCCGGCGGCUCUGGGGCGGCGGCGGCGGGGCCGGGGCGGCCGGGCCGCGGCGGUGGCGGCGGGAGCUGGGCUGGGCGGCGGCGGGGGCGGCUCUCGCCGGGUUCGCGGGGUACCGGCUGUCCGAGCGGCGGCGGGAGCCCUCCCGGGAGCCGGCAGCCGCCGAGCCGGGCGGGGCCCGGGCGCUGCUCCCCAUCCCCGUGGCGGCCGCUGCCAAGGAGACGGUGACGGUUACAGACAGCAGAUCAGACCUGGAAGAUUUACACCUUUAUGCAACUCCGCGGGAGCAACGGUUUCGUAGGUUUGCCAGUCUGGAAUUUGAAGGACAGCUGUACAUGACUCCACAUGACUUCAUCCAGGCUGUUACCAGUGAUGAACCCAAACAUGCUAAAAAAUGGCGAUCACUUUCAAAGCAGGAACUGAAUCAGAUCCUUAUGGAGACACCACCGGUUUGGAAAGGAUCAUCCAAACUUUUCCGUAAUCUUAAUGAGAAAGGUGUGAUAUCUUACACAGAAUAUUUAUUCCUCUUAUGUAUUUUAACAAAGCCACAUGCAGGUUUUCGAAUUGCUUUCAACAUGUUUGAUACUGAUGGCAAUGAAAUGGUGGACAAAAAGGAAUUCUUAGUGCUCCAAGAAAUCUUCAGGAAAAAAAAUGAGAAGAGAGAAAAAAGAGGAGAUGAAGAAAAACGUGCAAUGCUGCGUCUUCAACUUUAUGGAUAUCAUACUCCUACUAACAGUGUUCUUAAAACAGAAGGAGAGGACCUUGUCCCCAGGAGCUAUUGGGAUACUUUGAGACGUAGCACAAGCCAAGCGCUCUUUUCAGACCUUGCGGAGCGUGCUGAUGAUUAUACAAGUUCACUGUCAGAUACUACACUGCUGGUACACUUUUUUGGCAAGAAAGGAAAAGCAGAACUGAACUUUGAAGAUUUUUAUAGAUUUAUGGAUAACCUGCAGACUGAGGUUCUAGAGAUAGAAUUCCUUUCCUACUCUAAUGGGAUGAACACCAUCAGUGAGGAAGACUUUGCCCAUAUUCUCUUGAGGUAUACAAAUGUAGAAAAUACAUCAAGUUACCUGGAAAACAUGCGUGGCAGUAUUCCUGAAGAAAAGGGUAUCACAUUUGAAGAAUUUAGAUCAUUUUUUCAAUUCUUGAACAAUCUAGAAGACUUCACAAUUGCAAUGCAAAUGUAUAAUUUUGCAAGUCGUUCCAUAGGUCAAGAUGAAUUCAAGCGUGCUGUGUAUGUAGCCACAGGUGUGAAGCUCUCACCACAUUUGGUGAACACUGUGUUCAAGAUUUUUGAUGUCGACAGAGACGACCAGUUGAGUUAUAAAGAAUUUAUUGGCAUUAUGAAGGACAGACUCAAUCGAGGGUUUAGGGGCUACAAACCUAUACAGAGGUACACUACUUUCAAAUCCUGCGUGAGGAAGGAGCUCUAUAGCAGAUAAAUCACGGAGACUCCGAAGUAUGGUUGGAAGGAAUAUUACUCUUGUGUGAUGACUGUAACCAGUGAGCAUCUCAGAGAUCUGUGGAAGCAAUUUCGGAGACGAGAUAUGCUGAGAUAAAGGAAGAAAGCAGGAUUGUCUGCACUGGCUAAAAUUAUUUAUUCCCAUGAAUUCUUAAUGAAGAACAAACUAACCCAGGUGAAUCGCGAAUCUUCCAGCUGCAGUAGAAAACACAGAACUUCUUUUCCACUUAGUGUAGUGAUCAUCAACUCUUAAAACUGCUUUUCAGUAUGGAUUUCAUUUAAUUGAUGAAUUAACUAUGCCAUGUGAGUGGGCAAAGCCUUCUUUUGUAAGAACACCUUUUGAAUAUUAUUUUUUAUUAUUUUGAGAUAAAUUUGUGAUUUAAAAGGAAACAAAAAUAAGUCUUACACCUGGGCAGGAAGAUGUUUGGCAGUGAAGAGAAACCGCCUGCAUCAGCUUAGACUGUGAAUUCACUUUCAGAUGAGCACUAUUAAAAGUUUGUGCUAAACUGAAAGUGAGACUACAUUAAGUAGCAUAACAAUUACACAUGAGUUGAAUGGACAAAUUAAAGUCUUAGAGGCUGUUAUUUUACAAGGAGUAAGCUGUUAUGGUUAUAAUGUGAAUGAUAGGUAUUUACCUAGGAAAAGUACUGUAUGAACUACAAUGUUCAGAUUCUCCAAGUCUUAUUAUUGUGUUUAUGAAUUUAUCCUUUUAAAAAUAGUACAGAUUUUAAGAUGUCUUACAAGCAGUGUGUCAAAGACAAGUCAAAAUGUUCAAAUUCAUGUAGCACACACUUUGUAAUAUUUAUUAUAAAUUUUAUUGCCAUACACUGGUAUGUUUCAGGUAGAGUACAAAUUCAUGUGUUUAUUGUGAAUAGUGCACUUUUAAUGAAGUGGCACUGAAUAGGAGUUAUAGUUGUCUAAUUUGCUACUCUGGAAUGCCGUAUCUGAAAACUAGAUAAAUAGCUUGUGUUUGUGUCAAAGCAAAAACAAAACAAAACAUGAAUGCAUGCACAGUACAGAACAACACUAAGUAGUAUUAUUUGAAUAUUACUUGUUUGCUAUUCAGCAGCAUAUUUCCUUACUCCCUAUUAACAUUAUUGUUAGGUAGUAGGAAUUAAAUCCACACAAACAAGAACAAAUAUUUUUCACACCCUUCUUGAAGAGAUUUACUGGAUAUUGAAUAAAUCUGUAUCUGUUUAGGAAAAGACUGUGCCAUGACAUGAUUCCAGCUGCAUACGCACACACUUGAACUAAUGUCAACAAAUUGUCAUCAGAAGCAGAAACAUUUGGUAAUCAGACAAUCAAAACAGAACUAAAAGAAUGCUUUUAGAUAUCUUACUACUCCAAAUCAUGAAAUAAAACUUUUUACAGUUUUAUUCAGUGCACAUGUUGCUCAAUUAUCAUCUUAAAUGUCAUGUGAAUAGAUGUAUGGUGUCUGUGUAACAGUGCAUCUAAGUUUUGAAAUGCUUAAUUUAUAGUAACAUAUAUUUCUGGUAGAAAAACCAAAACAAAAUGAGAAGGAAGCUUUUUUUAAGAAAUUCCACACUGAGAAUUGUUAAAAAAAAAAUAAAUUGCUAAGUGUGGCUUUUAUCUGAAAAAAAAAAACAAACCCCACCGCAAAACCCAGGCCAGUUCAGAAAACUAUCAAAGGAUGAUACUUCAGUUAAUAUUUCAUGAUAAAUAAAAUUCAAAAUUUCCACCUUGGUGUCCUUAAACUAUUGACAGCAAGAAAUAAAUCAAAUAAAUUGAGAUUAAGUUUCUUGAACUGACACAGCAGAACAGAGGUAAGCUGCAGUCCCUGAGUGAUCACUUGGGGAAUCAGCUGUAUUCAGUGUAUUGUCUUGGUACACAGAACUGUCUCACUGCUUCUUGUCAGCACAUGCAAAACCCAGUUUGCUACUUCAGUGGCAAAGGACAAAGAAGAGAGAAGAAAACAUUGGGAGUCACCAAAGGGGUUCCCAUCCUUCCUUUUCAUUCACGGCUGUCACUCACAGUGACCUCCCCUUGGAGGAAGCAGCUGUACCAUCAUCAUUUUGCUGCUCCACUGCCCUAGGCAAUAGUGCACUUUGCUUUUAUGGCUGGCUUGAAGCAAUUUUUGCAUUUUUCUAUAAAUUUCUUAUCUAUAGUUACUUAAUAUUAAAUAGAAUGUGAAAGUGUCAGAUUAGUUUCUAAGACUAUUUUUCUUCAUGUUUAAUAAAAUUAUUUAAUAUAAAUAUGAAUAUAUACAUAUAAUAUUCUUGUUCAUUUCAAAAUAAAUGCACUUAAAACUAA